AUGCCGAUGUCAGCCACCGCCGUACAGCAAGUGGCGCACGAACAUGCUGGAGCCCCCGCACCCACCCCCACCCAGGGAGUGAGCAGGGCCAGUGGAGAGCGAAGCCCUUCUGGAACCAGUGGCCCAACGCAGGGUGAUCCAGGCCGGAUGACCGGCACGGACCAAGACCCAGCUGGUCCGUCGCAGCGUAACCGACCGCCAACUAACGGGGUCACCAUUGGGGACCUCCUGAAUGGAAGCCACGAGUUCCGCGAGGACACUAGUGGCCAACACGAAGACCAACCAGGCAACGUAGCAGCAGACGAAGAUAGUCUCGAGCUUGUACGUAAAGCGUACAACAAUGGGGUGCGUGACACGGAGCAACUUCUUCGCCUCGCCGAAAAUGCGCAGCCGACUCCGCCACGCGAUGCCCCGUUCAGCGUCCAAGCCCGCUUCGGCGGAAGCCUCCAAAACUUGACGAGACCGAAGAUCAUCGCGAACCUGAAACUAAUCGACGACAAUCCAGUCAUUCGGGAACUGCUGGACAAGCACGCCAUCGUUCACGUGCACAAACUGCCUCGAAACCAGCUGAUGUUUUACGUGGACUCCAAGAAGACCAAGAAGAAACUCGGGUUCCUCGGAAAAAAACUGGAGUUUGAGGUCUGUGAUCCACUUUCAGACAACUACUCCAUCGACAUCAUGGGAGUACGCAGCCAAACCACUGCAAGGACAGUGUUCCAUGCGCUGGUGAUAAUGGGCUGCAAGCCAAUUUACUACAACGCGACGUUCAUCAGCGGGGAAACACAGGUCUCCCCGGGGAUCCUCCGCUACUACCUGGCAAGCAAUGCGUGCCCUCCAAGCCUAUUGGUGAACGGCUCUGUCUGCUCCCAGUUUCUAAUGGACGGUGCCUUAUACGCAGUUAAAGGUAGAGAUGCGCCUCCCCAGCACUAUCACCUCCAACCAAGCAAAAUGGCUCCAAAUUGUCUGGACCUGAGCAAGCUGCCGUUCGAAGAUCGGCGCCACAAUGCGCUAAAUGCUGCAAAACAACGCAGCAAGGCACCCAAACAAACGGGAGAGAAGCGAGGCCGGGAUCGAGACGUCGCAGCGCCCGUUGCACCGACUCCACUCGUCACUGAUGAAGUGAUGCGUAGUGUUGAAACAGAAGAUCCAAACUUGAGCCCCGUCGAACACGCCAGCGAGCACGACGGCAACCCGCUUGACCUAUCCCUGGAUGUGAACAUGGACUCCGAUGUGUCACAGCCUACUACACCUACAGUCGACUUCCCAAGUGACGCGUUUGCGCAUCCGCCAAAGUGCCUCCAAAGUCGACGAACUGGCCCACCACCUACUGCAUCUUCGCAGUCAUGGAACUCUCCGAACUUCUGGAGUCAUCUCGAGGGUCUAGACCCCGAGCUGGAAUGCCUCGAGACAAACCCUGCUGAAAACGGGGAUUCAGGGUACCAAAUAGUAGUAACCCGCAUCAGCCCAUCGGACGAGAGUGUCAACAGCAACGAGUACGGGUACUACCAUGAAAAAAAGAAAAGCAAAGUGCAAUUGUCUACCAAUCCCGUCACUGUCCGUGAAUGGAUCCCGGUGAUGGCAGAAAGUAUCUCCAAGUCCAAGCAGCUCUUCCAGGAAGAACAAAAAGAGACGCUUUCCACGGACAUCAACUCCGAGGCUAUCAUGAAAGAAAUAAACAAGAACCGCCUAGCGUUCCUGAUCAAGGUCUCGCGAUGGAUGCAUCAGAAGUCUGAGUUGGUGGAAGAGUUACCGCGCGUCCACCUGUGGUUUCGCUACGUACACUCUUCUGUAGCCAAUGGCAACAAAUUCCCCACAAAGUGGAAAAAGCUCACGGGCUUUGCAGCUCCCUCAUCCCGCCCAGCACUAUUUAAACGCACGGCGGAGAUGCUUGUGAGCAUGAGCGACGAGGCAAAGUUGUACGAUACGUCCUUGGCGCUCGCCCUGUUCGAACUGAUGCUGAUUGCCGCAACACCUGGCAUUUUUAACAACGACUACUGGAUUCAAACGUUGGCAAAGACCCACGUCCCGUGGAUCCAGACCUCAGAGGGAAGGCUUCUACACCCGAAUGUGCUCAUUGCACUUCUCCGAACGGAGUGUGGUGAAACGAUCCUCACGCGCAUGUUAACUUCUGGGUGGGAGCACUCAAUCAUGUACACACUCACCCAGUUUCGAGACGGACAGUCGUGGCUAACCGAGGAAGCCGCCAUGCUCCAAAUGCAAGUGCGGGACGGCCACCUUCUGUUGGCAGCUGGCCCGCUGCACAUUGAGUGCUAA
Phytophthora sojae is the source of this 2274-nucleotide messenger RNA. RefSeq lists its product as hypothetical. Lineage: Eukaryota; Oomycota; Peronosporomycetes; Peronosporales; Peronosporaceae. Bases 1 to 2274 code for a protein of 757 amino acids. The transcript has a single exon. The record is from RefSeq and is a predicted model, not a curated record.